This is a messenger RNA of Pangasianodon hypophthalmus (striped catfish), 2373 nucleotides long. It is a transcript of the gene bub1ba, whose product is annotated as BUB1 mitotic checkpoint serine/threonine kinase Ba. Gene Ontology annotation, molecular function: protein kinase activity. The record is from RefSeq and is a predicted model, not a curated record. Bases 138 to 2249 code for a protein of 703 amino acids. Lineage: Eukaryota; Metazoa; Chordata; Actinopteri; Siluriformes; Pangasiidae. Gene Ontology annotation, biological process: meiotic sister chromatid cohesion, centromeric; mitotic spindle assembly checkpoint signaling. The transcript has 16 exons.
AAAUCAGGCCGGGUGGAAACUCGUUUGAAUUGUGGGCAGUUGGUAACGUUUCUGUUUGGGAACGGAUUGCAGUCAUAGUUAUAGUUAUCUAAUGCGUUCUACUUGGAUUUGAGCAAACACAUGUCGCUGUCCGUUGUAUGAAUUUCUCUGAUGAUUUUAUUUAUUUAGCUAAGAUAGCUGGAUUUGUUAAAGAAGAGUACAGGAUAACGUUUUUGACGCAAAAACCAGAAAACAUGGAAAAGUGGGAGUCCACUGCACAACAAGCCACCAGUUGCCCAUUCAACCCUGUGGAAGGUGGGAUCCCAUCAUCAUGGAGUGGGACCCAGGAAGAGAGUAUUAGCCAAAAUAAAGAGCAGCCUGGCAUGGUACAGAGCAUGUACUGUAAGGAGCUUGUGCUUGGAGGUGACACAGAGUUUUCAUUUGAAGAGCUGCGUGCUCAGCGAUAUUAUCAAAGACUCAAUGAAAAAGUCUUACACUUAAACAAAGUCAAAGAAGAGCUGAAGUUUCAGAUUGAGCAGAAACAGAAACUUAUUCAAGGGAGGAGUGGUGCCAUCCAGCAUCAACAACCUGAUGUAUCACAGUGUUCCCUUCAGACUGCUGAUGUUAGCUGUGCUCCUGUUGUUCCCAAUCAGGCUGCUCCAUUGAAAGUUUAUAGUGAAAGAGAAAUAUCUAGAAACUCUGCCAUGAGAAACAACAUAAUAAACCAUGAAGACAUGGGACAAGGUACAACUGGUGUUAAGCAAAGGAGUUCACAGGCAACAAAAUCUUUUCCUAUAUAUGAUGAGAAUGUUUUGCCUGAGAAGCCAAAUACAAGAUCAUCCUCUGUGAGCCUGAAAUCUUUGAAGCUGCCCACCUCCAUUUUGAAAUCCAGACAGCCUGCAUCAGAGUGUCCCAGUGAUAAAGAUGCCUCCCUUUCACGCUCUGAGGAGGCUAUCAUCAAUGCCCACUGGAAUAAGACUCUCUGCCGAAGCCCCGAUGACACUUGUGAUUUUGUCCGUGCUGCUCAGCUGGCCUCCACACCAUUCGGAGGACCAGGAAGGCAAAACCCCUCCGAAAGAGGCCGGAUGGAAGAACAUGAAGCCCUCAACAAAACUGGUACUGUUAUCUUCAAAGAGCCAAACCCUGAGGCCAGAGCAGAGACAAAUAAACUAAGCCCGAUCCAGGAGAUCAGUCAUGAGUGGGGUUAUACCUCCUUAGCUUCCACCUAUCCUCUGGAGCCAGAAUCACAAGGAAGGGCCACAACUCACUUGGGAAAUACAGAGGUCAUUCAGCCUACCUCAGCGAAAACAGCGUCUGCUCCUGCACUCGAGACAGAGACGGAGACAGUGAAUCCAUGCAGUCUGGAUGUCAGAAAAACACUGCUUGAUAAAGUGGACCUGAGUUCUAUUGCUAACUUCAGCAGGAAAGUUGGACCUCUACCUGACCCUGAUGACCUGCAUCUUGAUGGUGAAACAUUGUUCUUCCUCAAAAAGAUGGAUGAUCAGGGAAUGUGCUUAUAUUUUUCAAGUGGUGGUAGUGUGCUCGUUAAGGUGGAUGAAUCCACAGUACCUUGGGAUUUUUAUAUUAACUCUCAACUGAGGGCCAGACUUCCUGCUGAUCUACAGCAUUGUCAUGCCCAGAGCACCUGCUACCUCUAUGAAAAUGGAUCUUUCACCUUGUGGCAGGUUCCUCAAGGGCAAACUAUUCAAGAUUUACUAGAGGACCACGUGGAUAGACAGGAUGUUCCACUUUUGGCCAUUCGGUUGUUGGAGAUGGUGAAACGGAUGCAUUCGUGUCGACUUGUUCAUGGGGCUUUGCAACCUGAAACACUAAUGGUGUGCCACAGCUGUGAGGACAGUGUUAUCUGCAUGGAUUUCUCGAAUUCGUUGGACUUGGAGCUGCAGACUGACGUGAAGACACUGCAGUCUCUUCCCUCGGCUCAGGACUAUAUUAAACAGGGUUUAUUGUCGCCCUCUGCCUCUCCUUACCAGGUGGACCUCUGUGGCAUUGCAGAAGUAGUGCACUUGCUACUGUUUGGAAAAAACAUGAAGAUAAUUAAGGAGGCAUCUUACUGGAGAUUGGCAGAGAACUCUGGACCUCUGGAUUGGCAGAGGACUCUUCACCUCAGCAACCUGCUUGGUCCUUGGCAAGAUUUUUUCCACAACCUUUUGAAUCCAGGGGACAACUCAACAGAGUUUAUUUUGUCCAACCUAAUCAACAAUUUAAAGAACACUCUCUAUGAAGGCUUGGAGUGUCAGUUUUCUCUAUAAUGUAUGCUUUUCUGUGUUUUUCUAUAUGUUUCACUCACCUGAUCUAAAAGUCAUUGUCUGUUCCUUUCACACGAUUUAUUUUUAUGUUAGUUUAAUUCAAUAAAGGAUUCAUACAUAUUCCUAA